Tupaia belangeri chinensis (Chinese tree shrew) is the source of this 1414-nucleotide messenger RNA. It is a transcript of the gene NPL, whose product is annotated as N-acetylneuraminate pyruvate lyase. NCBI's taxonomy places the organism in Eukaryota, Metazoa, Chordata, Mammalia, Scandentia, Tupaiidae. Bases 60 to 1043 code for a protein of 327 amino acids. The record is from RefSeq and is a predicted model, not a curated record. Gene Ontology annotation, molecular function: N-acetylneuraminate lyase activity. The transcript has 12 exons. Gene Ontology annotation, biological process: carbohydrate metabolic process.
GUGGGAGCCCAGCGCCCUUAACCACACGCAGUUUCAUCUCCAGACUCUCCAGCAGCUCAAUGGCCUGCCCAAAGAAGAAACUGCAGGGUCUUGUUGCUGCAACCAUCACGCCAAUGACUGAGAAUGGAGAAAUCAACUUUUCCGUCAUUGGUCAGUAUGUGGAUUAUCUUGUGAAAGAACAGGGAGUGAAGAGCGUUUUCGUGAAUGGCACAACGGGAGAAGGCCUGUCGCUGAGCAUCUCCGAGCGUCGCCAGGUUGCUGAGGAGUGGGUGACCAGAGGGAGGAACAAGUUGGAUCACGUGGUGAUUCACGUUGGAGCACUGAGUUUGAAGGAGUCACAAGAGCUGGCCCGCCAUGCCGCUGAAAUAGGAGCUGAUGGCAUUGCUGCCAUUGCACCUUUCUUUCUCAAGCCGUGGAACAAAGAUGUCCUGAUUAAUUUCCUAAAGGAGGUAGCUGCUGCUGCCCCUGCAUUGCCAUUUUAUUACUAUCAUAUUCCAGCCUUGACAGGGGUAAAGAUUCGUGCUGAGGAGUUGUUGGAUGGGAUUCAGGAUAAGAUCCCCACCUUCCGAGGGCUGAAAUUCAGUGACCAAGAUCUCUUAGACUUCGGACAGUGUGUCGAUCAGAAUCGCCAACAACAGUUUGCUUUCCUUUUUGGAGUGGAUGAGCAACUGUUGAGUGCUCUAGUGAUGGGAGCAACGGGAGCAGUGGGCAGUACUUGCUGUUGUCUUGCCAGUACCUACAACUACCUGGGAAAAAAGACAAACCAGAUGUUGGAGGCUUUUGAACAAAAGGACUUCUCUUCAGCCCUGAACUACCAGUUUUGUAUCCAGAGAUUCAUCAACUUUGUGGUCAAACUAGGUUUUGGAGUAUCACAGACCAAAGCCAUCAUGACUCUGGUGUCUGGGAUUCCAAUGGGACCACCGCGUCUUCCACUGCAGAAAGCCUCCAAGGAGUUUACCGAUAGUGCUGAAGCUAAACUGAAGAGCCUGGAUUUCCUCUCCCUCACUGGCUUCAAGGAUAGAAACAUGGAAGCCUGUAGCUAGUGCCUCUCUAUCAAAUCAGAAUGUGUACUCUGAGACAGAGAACCUCCGUUAAUAGUACAUACUUUUCUCAGGGAUUUUUAGGAGAACUUGAACUAAACUCUUCUAGCAAAUGAAAUCUCACAUCAAUCAAGAAGUAUUUAAGUAUCUACUCUGAGGCUAAAGAAGUUUUAUUUUGUGAGGGGGCAAAAACUCUAGGAGUCAUGAGCCCUAAGGAUUUGAUUCACAAAAUGCUUGAAGAGCCAUUUCUGUUUAUAUGGAUGAAAUGGAAUCAAGAAAAUUAUAACUGAUUUUUUCCAUCUGUGCUUGGGAGCUGCCAUUAUCUUGGUUUCUGGCUCUUAAUCCUAUUAUAAAGUUUUCUAAUUUUAAACUAC